Eimeria maxima is the source of this 1107-nucleotide messenger RNA. RefSeq lists its product as hypothetical. NCBI's taxonomy places the organism in Eukaryota, Apicomplexa, Conoidasida, Eucoccidiorida, Eimeriidae. Bases 1 to 1107 code for a protein of 368 amino acids. The transcript has 4 exons. The record is from RefSeq and is a predicted model, not a curated record.
AUGAAGGGGAAGCGGCAAAGAGGCCCCAGGGAUGGCAACCAACGAAAGGGGGGUGGGCGUAAGGCGAAACGGGCGCGGGACCUCCGCAAACUCCAGGAGAAGCGCACGCGGGAGCAGCAAGGGGGUCGGCUCCUGAAACGGCCCGAGAUCAAGGGUUUAGAUGGAGACCCUUCCUCCAAAGUGGUGCAUAAGAAGAAGGAAACUCUUCGGAAGCUGAACAACCAGCAGUCCUACUCCCCCAGAGAUGCGGCCCGUUCGCAGGAUGGGGACCCCCGGAACCAAAACAGGGGUGACACACUGGGGCCCCGCAAGGGCAAAACGUUCCCGAAGGGCACCGGCAAGGUACACAGCAAGAACAGGGCCUCUCAGGCAACAAGCACAGAAGGCGGACCACGCAAGCGGAAGCUGAUAAACGGCCAGGAGACCCUCAGGCGUCUCCUGGAGGAACACCCUCACCUGCUGCAGUCAGGAGAAACUGCAGAUGCUGCUGUUGCUGCAUGCUUCAAAAAAGCAGCGAUGAACCAGUCAAAUGCAGAAGAUGCACGCGGAGAGAGUGCACAAACUGAUUGCGUCCCCUCUGUGCAAGAGGAAGGGCAGAAACUAAGCGGCAGCAAACGAAGGAAGCUGCUGCGGCUAGUGAUGAACAGCAAGACAGCAGAAGACAAGGUGUUUGUACACGAGUCCUAUCAGCUAUACAACGAUAUCCUCCGGAGCAUAAGACAGGCAGAGGCGAUCCCGGAUAAAGGGUCUGAAGGUUCAGGUGCCACCGAAGACGGGCGCAGCAGUGCGACCCUGAGGCGGUUGGUGGAUAAGGCAGUAAAGUUUCUCGGGGGACCGUUAGAGCGGAAGGACCGUCACUGCUGCACCGCACGUCUGGCCCAAGUGUGUCUCAAAUACGCCGAGAAGGAGACACGACAACGCUUGUGGGACAUGCUAGCAAAGGAUUUUCUGGAGUUCUGUUGUUCUAAGUCCUUUCAUCACGUCUGUAUUAAAAUGUUCCUUUAUGCCACAGCAGAACAGAAGGAAAAGCUAGUGGCUCUUCUCGUCAGCCUCAUAUGGUGUGUGUUUGUUUCUCCCGUGCCUGCCCUCCUCGCGUUCUCAGCAUGA